Molecule: messenger RNA, 958 nt
Organism: Morone saxatilis (striped sea-bass)
Lineage: Eukaryota; Metazoa; Chordata; Actinopteri; Moronidae
Gene: ndufaf2
Product: NADH:ubiquinone oxidoreductase complex assembly factor 2
Exons: 4
Coding region: 1-489 (162 amino acids)
Biological process (GO): mitochondrial respiratory chain complex I assembly
Cellular component (GO): membrane
Source: RefSeq, a predicted model, not a curated record
AUGAGCAGGAUUGCUGGCGUUCUGCGGCGUGCUUUUGGAUUAGUACGCAAUCACGUCGGUACAGAUCAUCUGGGGAAUAAAUAUUACAUUAUCCCAGAACAGAAGACAUGGACAGGACGGCUCGUCCGUGCCAAGCGGAUGGUAGUGGCAGCCAAUCCUACAGAAUUUGAAUAUAUAGAAGGCAGCAUACCGAUGGAGUGGGACGCUUGGAUCCGAGGCAGACGGAGGGAGCCACCCUCCAUCGAGGAGCUGCGGAAGAAUGAGUCUUACAGGGUGCAGAUCAAAAUAAAGGCCCAGGAGCUGGAUGAGAGAGAUCUGACCCUACAGGCAAAGGAGUAUGAGGAAGGUCUGGUGGCGACUCCUACAAAGACUUUGGCCAAGGGCCAUGCAGCAGCCACCAGCUUCGGCAAGCAAGAGCUCAGCGAAGACCCCACCAGCACUGCAAACACAUUCCAGCCUGGCUCCUGGAUGCCCAAUCCCAAGAAAUAGACAGAGACAUCCACAUACACUGAGAUGGCUGUACAAUAUAAUACAAUUCAAUAGAAAAGCCCUGCAAUAAAUACUACCUAUGUGAAACUGAUAUUCACUUUUAGUUGAGACUUUGAAAUGUAAUGUAAGAAACACCUUUCAGGAUAAUGCAAUCCAAGUCAACAGAGGAAGUAUUUAUUUCAAGGCUGUUAUAUUGGGCUGUAUUACAUUAUACGAGGGGUUCUAUUCUUCCAGUCCCUCUGUGUAUAUUGUUUAUACACAAGAUUAUAACCAUCACUCAUCUCGAAACUUACUUACUAUGAGUGACCACAGUUAUUUAAUGUAGCUCAAAGGUCUGUUAAUAAAGCAAAGACCAACUGAAAUGGUUGUGCUUCAGUAGUCAGAGUACACCAACUAUAAACACACUGUAUCAUGUUCGAGAGAGAUUGUAAGAAGUCAUUUCUAAUAAAUUUGGACUAUUUUAAUGACA